Messenger RNA from Parasteatoda tepidariorum (common house spider), 2973 nucleotides. RefSeq lists its product as uncharacterized. The record is from RefSeq and is a predicted model, not a curated record. Lineage: Eukaryota; Metazoa; Arthropoda; Arachnida; Araneae; Theridiidae.
UGUUUUGAUAUAUUUUUUCUCUGAAGUUUGAAAACUUUUAUUGAUUUGAAACGUGAAAAUUGUUACAUGGUUAAUUUUAUUCAAAUUUUAGGAUAUGACAUGUAUCUUUGUGUUGAUAGAAAUUAAGAAGAUAUAUCUAUAAUAUAUGUCUAAGUAUUAAUGUACGUCAUUGUGAAAAAGAAUACCGAUUAAGAUGGUAAAAUCAAAGAUCCCAUUACCAAGCAAAAGACCUGCUCAGUCAUCCAUUCCUUUACCAACUAAAUGUUUGGGAACGCAGUCUAAAAAGUUGCCACAGAAUUCUAAAGAAGUUCUAGUCUCUAAAAAGCCUGACUCUGUAAAACAAGUACAAUCCAUUUCUUCAAAAGUUAGAAAAGAAAAGGAAAAUAUUGUGCAAAGGUUGCCUUCUUCUAAGUCUUAUGACUCUAAAAAAGUGUUAACGAAGGAGCCAUCAUUCAAUGGUAAAAAAGUUGCUGUUGCGAAAAGCACAUUAACUACAGAAAAUAAGGUCAUAAAACAGGCAAAGCCUGUUCCUGUUAGACCAACCAAAAUAUUAGUUUCCAAACCAAGACCUGUGACUAAGGAUGAAAAUCAGCCAAAAAGAUUUUCUUCUUAUACGUCUCAGAAUGGCAAACUUGGUGUGCGUUCAAUGAAUGAGCAAAAAACUAAAUCAGUCAUUCAAUCAAAGCCUGUUCCUGUUAGACCAUCCAAAAUAUUAGUUUCCAAACCAAGACCUGUGAAUAAGAACAAAAAUCAGCCAGAAAGGUUUUCUUCUUAUACGUCUCAGAAUGGCAACAGUGCAGUGCGUUCAAUGAAUGAGCAAAGAACAAGAACUAAAUCAGUCAUUCAAUCAAAGGUUGUUAAUGAAGCAAAAAAUUCAAACACAAUCUCCACCAAUAGCAUGAAAGAAAAUAUGAACAGAAAUCUUCUGGGGAUAGCAAGGAAAGAAAACGUUGCUGUUAUUACGCCAAUGAAACAAAUAAAUUUAGCAGCAAAGUCUGGUGUGGAUGAUUCUGAAUUUCAGAAAAGUGGUUUCUUCAAGUCCUUGAUAUUAAAUGAGCGUGAACUCUCACCUGGCAUCAUAAACUAUUGUUCUAAAGCUAAAUUUACACCAUCCAAAGUCAAUUUGCUGCAACUACAACCAAAGGCUUCUCCUCGCUUCCUAACAGCUGAUGAGUUUGUUGAAGAAGUUAAAAGGACUUCCUCCAAAUAUUAUCGUUUGAAUGGAAGAUUAGUACUACGGUCUCCAGAGAUGUUAAAACAUAAAGAAAGAUUAGCAGUGGCAAUUGAUGAAGAAGUUAAAAGACUUUCUGGAAGAUGUAAGCUAAGAAAUAGAAAAAUUAUUCAUUCACCAAUUUUGACUCCAGAAAAAAUCUUUCAAGGAAUUGCCAAAAAUAUUGAUUCAGUGAAGGAAAAUUUAAAUAUCAGACAAGUUGAUGAAGUAAGAAGACUUUCAGAGUUUAGGCGGCAAAACUCACUGAAUGUUGAUGGUUUAAUGGCUAACAGAAGGUGGACAUGUAAUGUCCCUAGUAAGCCAUCUAUCGCUAGUAUGAAUAUUACUGAAAUCGCUGCAGAAAUACGAAGAGUUUCAGAAAUAAGACGAGAAUCUGGAGUUCAAAUUUAUAAAAAAGCACCUUUUUCAGAAUACCAAAAUUCAGUGGAAAAAUUAAAUCCUCGUCAAAGGGCAUUACAAGAAUUAGAAUUUCUUACAACGAAAAAGAAAGAUAAAACGAAGAAAAAGGUUACCUUCUUAAUUCCUUCAGGUUCUCCAGAUUUGACACCUGAAUUAUCAAAGCCGGAAGCUAAGUUAUCUGAUAUUUCAGAAGGUUCCAGCAAUAAUUGUACACCUGAACUUGAUUUUGGUAACGGAAGAGUUACAACAAAUUCUCAAAAAGUAGAUAGUGCUGAGAAUGUUGAAGACACAUCAGUUAGUACUACACCAGAAUUAAACUUAACUACUUAUAAACUUGAAUUCAGCGUAGCCAAAGAUCACAACAAGACUGUACCGUUUGAUGUGUCACACAAAAAUGAUGCCUCCACCAAUAAUAAGUCUUCCAUUAAUCAGGCUGUAUCAUUAGAAAUAGAUGUUUCAAAAAAGAAUUCAGAACAGUUUUCUCAAAACUUUUCUUAUAAUUUAACCAAUUUGAAGCCCGAUUUCAUAUCAUCAAAGUUCUCAUCUUUAAAAAUCAGUGAAAAUAAUGUUUGUACUUUACAAGAUAUACCAGGUGGUAAUCCUGCUUCAUUUGAAAAUUAUUUGACAAACCCCAACUCAUAUAGUGAGUUUUCUAAUGUAAAAUCUACAGACUGUCUUUUUCAAUCAGUGCAAAAUUUGGCUGUACCAACUAAUUAUCAACCUGCAAAUGAAACUGAAAAAUUUUGUGUCAAAACAGAAAAAAAGAUAUUUACACCACAUCCUGUUUGUUUGCACUCUAAGUCUAAUAUACCACCCAGUGUUAGUCCAACAUUUCUGUCCUCCGGAAAGUUUACUACUCUGAACUCUGUUGCACCUAUCUAUACUCCAUAUGUGUUAAAAACAUUAUCGCAAAGUCCAGAAGUUAAUUUAAGUCAUGUUCGUCAAAAGCUGGAUUUCAAUGAAAACCCAAACCAGUUUAUGGAAAGACGAAAAUCACAGAUUAUCUUACAAACUAUUCCUACGAUUCAGAAAAUGAACGAUUUCUUAUGUGAUCAAGAAUGCAUCAUUCUUUCUUCUCAGAGUUCAGAAAAAGAGAUAUUUUGCAGAAAUCUAAUGAAUCCAGUUGCCUCUACUCUUACCAAUGGGGAUGAAAUGCAUUUUAUGCCUAUUAAUUCGCCAUAGAGUGGGGAAUUUUCACGUGCUACUGCUUUACUACUAGAAAUUCAAAAAUUUGUAACUAUAUUUUAAAAAUAUAUUGAUUUGAAAUGAUUGUAUAAAAAUGAAUUUUUUUGACUAUGUAAAUAAUAUUGUGUAUUUAGGUAAAUAAAGAGCCUAUUAUUUAA